AUGCGUCCAAUCUCCAGAGCCGUCCUUCGACCGUAUGUGUGCCCAACCUGCCGGCAUGGAAUUACCGCCGGUCGGCGGCGAUUUGGGUCUAAAUCAGAUUCCCCUGAGCUCUACGAUGUGGUUUGUGUUGGAGGCGGGCCCGCAGGCCUAGGGCUAUUGGCCGCACUUCGGGCAUCACCUAUCACCUCAAAGCUCAAAGUCGCCCUCAUUGAGAGCCAAGAUCUUCGCAAAGCCAAAGCCUGGGACCUCGAACCGAACCAGUUCUCCAACAGAGUCAGCAGCUUGACCCCCUCGACCGUGUCAUUCCUGCGUAGCAUUGGCGCGUACGAUCAGCUCGAUGUCAAUCGCGUGCAAGAAUACCAAGACAUGCAGGUCUGGGACGGCCAAACCGGAUCCCGAAUAUCAUUCGAUUGGUCAAUGGAGACAUCCCCAUUCGAAGAAAUGCGCACCGUAGCAACAAUGACCGAGAACUCGAACCUGGUACGCGCUCUACUGCGCCGAAUCGCCGACUCAGGAGACGAGAACCUCUCCCUCUUCUCAAACUCCACAGUCGCCUCCAUCGAAAACGGCUCAGACCUCAAACCCGAAGGUCCGGAUCUCUCAGCCUGGCCAGUCCUCACCGUCAAGCCCACAGGCCCAGCCGCGGAAACAGAGACACCAAAGCGCAUUGCCGCCCGUCUCCUCGUCGGCGCAGACGGAAUCAACAGCCCCGUCCGCUCCUUCGCAGACAUCCCAACCCAAGGCUGGGACUACGGCCGCCACGGCAUCGUCGCAUCCCUCGCUCUCGCAGACCCAGCAACCCAGCCCUUCCCAGCCUCAAAGCGCACAGCCUACCAGCGCUUCCUCCCCGCACUCGGCGGACCAAUCGCCCUCCUCCCCCCUGCCAAAUAA
Messenger RNA from Penicillium verrucosum, 891 nucleotides. RefSeq lists its product as uncharacterized. Gene Ontology annotation, cellular component: mitochondrion. Gene Ontology annotation, molecular function: oxidoreductase activity. The record is from RefSeq and is a predicted model, not a curated record. The transcript has 2 exons. Lineage: Eukaryota; Fungi; Ascomycota; Eurotiomycetes; Eurotiales; Aspergillaceae. Gene Ontology annotation, biological process: ubiquinone biosynthetic process. The coding region runs from base 1 to 891 and encodes 296 amino acids.